Messenger RNA from Pochonia chlamydosporia 170, 1563 nucleotides. RefSeq names its product nucleoside transporter. The coding region runs from base 1 to 1563 and encodes 520 amino acids. Gene Ontology annotation, cellular component: fungal-type vacuole membrane; plasma membrane. Gene Ontology annotation, molecular function: transmembrane transporter activity. The record is from RefSeq and is a predicted model, not a curated record. The transcript has a single exon. Gene Ontology annotation, biological process: transmembrane transport. Lineage: Eukaryota; Fungi; Ascomycota; Sordariomycetes; Hypocreales; Clavicipitaceae.
AUGGCAAUUGACGAAGAAAGUGGCCCAGGGGUCGACCCAAAAUCGCCUGGUGAGAAGGCUGCAUUAGACGUGAGCUCAAAUGACACACCCGAUCAGCUUACAGCGGACCCGAAACACAAUGGGAUACUUGCAAGGCUCCGCAACUUGGAAGCUCGUAUGGACGCGAAACUCGGAAUCGAGUCUGAAGCUAUUGUUCGUAAACGUGCGGAAGAUAAGAAGGAUGUAUCCUGGACGGAGGAACUUACAAUGGCUCUGCUAUGGGCUAGCGGAACCAUGAACACUUCCUGUUUCGCGACGGGCUUUUUGGGAUGGGGAUUUGGACUCAGCUUAAAACAAGCCAUUCUAAUCACCAUAUUCGCCUCAAUUCUCGGCGGUGUAGUGACUGGUUACUGUGCGACAUUUGGGGCAGCCACGGGAUUGCGGCAGAUGAGCGUGAGCCGAUACAGUUUUGGGUGGUGGCCGAAUAAGGUCAUCGCGGCUCUGAAUUGCGUCCAGCAAAUGGGUUGGGCGGCGGUUUCUUGCAUUACAGGCGGCCUUGCAUUGACUGCCGUUUCAGACGGCCACGUUUCCUUGGUCCUUGGCAUCAUCAUCCUCGCCGUGGUGGCCCUGCUCAUCUCAUUCAUUGGUCUCAAUGCCAUCUUGGUCUACGAACGAUAUGCCUGGAUUAUCUUCUUCGUCAUUUUCCUCAUCAUCUUUGGCGAAACUGGCAAAUAUGCAGACAACACGACUCCCGCGUCCAUCACGGGCACCACUUUGAGCGGCGUGGUUCUUAGUCUCAUAGCCAUUGUGUAUGGUUCAAGCGCUGCUUGGUGCACCACAGCCAGCGACUACUAUGUUCAUUAUCGCGCCGAUGUCAGUCGUGUCAAGGUGUUUCUCAUGACAACUUUUGGCAUCGCGAUCCCGACUUCUAUUGGCAUGCUGGCAGGUUGCGUGGUGGCUUCUGCUCUCAAUAAUCAGCCGCAAUGGCACGACACCUACAAGAACGACGGGCUGGGCUAUCUUAUCCAAGAUAUGCUCUAUCCCCGAGGCUUUGCCAAGUUUCUCCUUACACUGCUGGUCUUGUCUGGUAUCAACACCAACGUUAUUAGCAUUUACAGCGCGUCGCUUUCAUUUCAGCAGCUGGCACGACCGCUGGCCUUGAUCCCCCGAUUCAUCUGGACGAUUGUGUCGUUUGCGUGCAUUCUUGCGCUGGCAGUAGGUGGCCGAGAGGAACUCAACACGUACCUUCAGAACUUUCUUAGUCUACUGGGAUACUGGUGCACAAGUUACGGUAUUAUUUUAUUCGAGGAGCACUACAUUUUUCGCAAGGGCAAGUUUGAGAAUUACGACCUUGAGGGCUGGAAUGAUCCUGCGAGAUUACCGUUGGGCAUUGGAGCGACGGUUGCGUUUGCGCUGGGUGUGAUAUCAUGGUGUAUGGGGAUGAAUCAGACGUGGUUUGUUGCGCCGCUGGCUAGAAUUAUUGGUGACAUGGGCGGCGAUGUUGCGAAUGAGUUGACGUUUGUGGUGACGGCGUUGGGGUAUUUGCCUGCGAGAUAUUUGGAACUGAAGUACUUUGGUCGUUGA